GCCCCGCCCUGUGAACACUUGCAAUGCACGAGUGAACUUCAACUGUCAAAAGUGGAGGACACAUUAGCUUUUGAGCUGUGCGGUUUUCAAUUAUCAGCAUCGCCUUUGUAAGUGAUCGCACAUCAAUACGCUGUAGGUGUGAUCGAGGCGAAAUUUGUGCACAAAGCGCCGGAGUGCACGGAGGCUGACGAUCGGGAGGGAUAAAGAGUGUCGUCCUAGAAGUGAACAAGUUCUUGGUUGUUUUGGGGGGCCGAUUGUUGCCAAUAUGUCCAGGAAUCCCACAUUUGUGAGUCCAUUCCACAGACCCCACUGUUUGGCCGCUGCCGCCCAGGCAGGAAAAGCCAAACUCACCCACCCUGGCAAAGCCAUUCUAGCAGGUGGUAUUGCUGGAGGAAUAGAGAUCUGUAUUACAUUCCCUACAGAGUAUGUGAAGACUCAGCUGCAGUUGGAUGAGAAGGCCAACCCUCCCAGAUAUAAAGGCAUCGUUGACUGUGUGAAGCAGACGGUAGACGGUCAUGGGGUGAGAGGUCUAUACAGAGGGCUCAGCUCACUGCUCUAUGGCUCCAUACCCAAAGCAGCUGUCAGGUUUGGUGUGUUUGAGUUCCUCAGUAAUAAGAUGCGUGAUGAGAGUGGGAAGCUGGACAGUACCCGGGGUCUUCUCUGUGGGCUGGGGGCUGGAGUGGCUGAGGCUGUGGUGGUGGUCUGCCCCAUGGAGACAGUCAAGGUAAAGUUUAUCCAUGACCAAUCGUCAGCCAACCCAAAGUACCGGGGAUUCUUCCAUGGAGUCAGGGAGAUCGUCAGAACAGAAGGCCUGAGGGGGACGUACCAGGGUCUGACAGCCACGGUACUGAAACAGGGAUCCAACCAGGCCAUCCGCUUCUACGUCAUGACAUCUCUAAGGAACUGGUACAAAGGUGAAGAUCCCAACAAGGCCAUUAACCCUCUGGUCACGGGAGCAUUCGGAGCCUUCGCUGGAGCUGUCAGUGUGUUUGGAAACACUCCUCUGGAUGUCAUCAAAACCAGGAUGCAGGGUCUAGAGGCUCACAAGUACAAAAGCACCCUGGACUGUGCCGUCAAGAUCAUGAAGCAUGAGGGACCUAAAGCGUUCUAUAAGGGUACAGUCCCCAGGCUGGGCAGGGUGUGUAUGGACGUAGCCAUCGUCUUCAUAAUCUACGAGGAGGUGGUGAAGGUCCUUAACAAAGUCUGGAAGACGGACUGAGAUCAUGUUUCCGUGACAACCAGCGGAGUGGAGAACCCCCGGCAGGGCGGGGCUAUGGCCUGAUUCCAAACCCAAUCCCUCUGCCCUAUCCUUAGGUUAUCCAUGACUUGCUACCUCCUUACAUAUCUGAUAUGGCUAGUUAUAUUUCAUUACAAAAAAGUUGUUCUCUGUCCCCUGCCAUUGUUUGCUUUAGUCAGUUGGAAUUAAAUGCAGCCAUGAUAAGUCUAAACAAUCUGGGGAUGAGUGCACUUCGCCUAUUAUCCUAUUGUUUAUACCUACAUCCUCUGUUCUUCUUUAUAUCCACAGGGGGGAGUGAGCAAGGGCACAUGGGUAGGGUGAGGGAUUUGGCCUAUAUGACUGGAAUAAUGGGAACACUGUAUCAUUCCAGAGCAGUGUCUUAGACUGACAGUGCUUCAGUUCACUAAUUGCUAUUAUUAACAUCUUAUGUUGUACAUUAAUCAAAGAUGAAACAAUACUUAUAGCUAAAACCCAAUAUAAUGUGAUGUAAAUCAAAGGAAAAAACUUGAAAUGAGAGGGGAGGAUCAAAGGCUUUUAACUCCAAAGACCAUGUUGUAUAUUUAACACGAUGGUGUGACCCAGUGAAAUGGGUCUGGUAGAGAUGUGGAGGCUGUCGUUCAUACACAUGAUAGCACUACAACAGACAUGCCUGUUCACGUGUCACAUGGGUGUUGUUUUCCAGGUUUAAUGCAGGUCUGAAAUGUAGCUGCUUUACAUACCUGAUUGCAAUUGCAACACAAUGCCUUAUAUAUCAUUAUAUUCAGAGAUAUCUUUAUGGUAGAACGCUACUAUAUGUACAGUGCCUUGAAAAAGUAUUUGCCCCCUUUCUGAGUUUCUCUAUUUUUGCAUAUUUUAAUACUGAAUGUUAUCAGAUCUUCAACCAAAAGGGAACCUGAGUUUACAAAUAACAAAAAAGAUAUACUUAAUUUUUUUAUUUAACAUUUUGCUUACUGGGACUUCUAAUUUUGAGAGGGGCAGCAUUCCGCAGUAAGAACCUUACACCAACGGUCAAUCAUAGGAGUCUAGGUGUCAUUUAGAUUUUGGCCACCAGAGGCAGCAGGGGUUCAAACUGGAUAACCCAGUUCCAACAUUUUAAUAUAAAAAUUGAUUUUAUCAAACAAAACUAUGCUACAUCUUAUCUCUUGGACCUUCAGUAUGACAAAUCAGAGCAAGAUUACUGAAUCUUCAGAGGUGAAUGUAUCAAACCAGUUGCUGUGAUAAGUGUUUUGUUGUUGUGCACUCAAUAAAUAGCAUGCUAUUUUUUUUACUGUAAUAGCUACUGUAAAUUGGACACUGCAGUUAGAUUUACAAUAAUUUAAGUGUUCUGCCCAUAUAAGACAUGUCUAUGUCCUGGAAAGUUGGCUGUUGUCAUUCUAGUCACAUUAGCUCACGUUAGCAACAACUGUCCCAGUUUAGGGACACCGAUCCCAUAGAGGUUAAAGCAGUUCUGCAUGGAAGAGUGGGCCAAAAUUCCUCCACAGCGACGUGAGAGACUGAUCAAGAACUACAGGAAAUGUUUGGUUGAAGUUAUUGCAGCUAAAGCUGGCACAACCAGUUAUUGAGUGUAAGGGGGCAAUUACUUUUUCACAGAGGGGCAUUCAGUGUUGCAGCAUAAUUUUGUUCAUGAAAUAAGUAAGUGAUUGUUGUUAUUUGUUCACUCAGAUUCCCUUUAUCUUGUAUUAGGUUUUUGGUUGAAGACCUGAUAACAUUCAGUAAAAUUAGAAAGGGAGCAAAUACUUUUUCACAGCACUGUAUGUAGUAGUAUAAUAUUAAUUGUUCAAAUAAGAACUCAGUUUUGAAUUACAACCCAUUCUUAUUCUAUGGUUGUCUUGAAUUACAACCCAUUCUUAUUCUAUGGUUGUCAUAACCCUGUUUUGGCAUAGAAUUAAGAAUGAGAAUCCUAAUUAAAUAGUAUUUUUAAUAGGAUUUCUAUGUUUUUUGGUGUCUGUCGACUACAGAGAUGAACAUGUUGUACCGUAUACUCAGACAUUCUGCAGAAUGAACCAAAACUUUUCAAGUGAAUUACAUAAAAACUGACCAAGAUUGAGAUGGUGAGGGACUUUGCAGUUGUAAAUGUGAAACGUCAGAAAUAUAUUUACAUAGUGAUUGUUUGUGCCUGCAAAUGUAGUUUAUGAUGGUUUUAGAAAUCUGGUGUAACAUCUCUAGUGCUACUAAUGUCUAAAAUUGAAAUGAUUCAUGUUGCAUGUCUUAGCUGGGUCAGUUUUUCCUCACUGAGUUACAGUAUGAUACAAUAACACCUAAUCAUUGUUUUUAAAGUGUUAAUUUGAUAUAGACAGUAACAGUAAUGAUGCCUUGCUGAGAUGUUUAUCAAAUCUACUGGUACUAGUUGACAGUAUAGCUUACCAGAUCAUCUUUGUAAUGCAGCCUUGCAUAAUUCAAUGUGAGGAGAUAUUGCCUGGUAAUGUUACCUGGCAGUUAUCGAGUAGGUAUAAAUGCCCUUGGAUUUACAAUUAGUUCACACAUAUUUUCUUGGUAGUGUUAGUGGAUGGGGUGGGGACACCAAUUUUUAUUUAAGAUGUCUAGAUGUAUCCUUUUGCAAAACCUAAUAGACAUUUUUAAUGAAACAAUACAUUUGCCACUGUCAUGGUCUCGGCAUCUAUUUUUUAUGCUAAAAGACAAGAUCUUAUGUAAGCAUGUUUUAUUGAAAGACCAUGCACAGCCAUUGCAGAUUGUACUGCCUGAGAGACAUUUGUAACAUUUGCGUUUGGGAUUUUGAAUAUGCCAUGUGUGCAUUAAAGAGUGUAAAGGAUUGUAUACAAGA
Molecule: messenger RNA, 4019 nt
Organism: Oncorhynchus nerka (sockeye salmon)
Lineage: Eukaryota; Metazoa; Chordata; Actinopteri; Salmoniformes; Salmonidae
Gene: slc25a1b
Product: slc25a1 solute carrier family 25 member 1b
Exons: 9
Coding region: 266-1219 (317 amino acids)
Biological process (GO): mitochondrial citrate transmembrane transport
Cellular component (GO): mitochondrion
Molecular function (GO): citrate secondary active transmembrane transporter activity
Source: RefSeq, a predicted model, not a curated record